AUGGAAAAGAACACAUUUAAGUUUCUCAUCGAAACGCAUGAAUUGCAGGAUCUUAUAAAGAGUAAAAAAGAACAUUUGCUUUUUGAUACGAGUUGGUAUAACACAAAAAUUGGUAGAAAUAAAGAUUGUUAUUAUGAACAUGAUCAGGUAGAAAAAAUCGAAGGAAGCAUCAAUUUUAAUUCGGUAGUCACAUCAAAUGAAAAUUUGAAUUUUUCUUUUUUCUUUCCAAGCCAAGAUGAGUUUUUCGGUUAUCUAAAAAAAUUAUUGAUAACAAAUGAAAUUAACAUAAAAAAAAAUUCAUUAGAAAAUGUGCCAAUAAUUUUUUAUGAAAAAGAUGAAAUAUUUUAUGCUCCUAGAAUUUGGUUCAUGUUUAAAAUGUAUGGGUUUCAAACCUUAUACAUUUUAAAUGGCGGUUUGAAUAAAUGGCUGAAUGAGCAAAGAGAUGUUAUAACAAUACGUGAUCAAAUAGAAAGUGAUACACAAAUUUGGGGCAAUGACAAUAAAGUUAAACAAGUUGACAAAAUAAUAAAAGAACAUAUAGAAAAAAAUAAGGAACACAUAAAUGACAACUUGAAAAAUAGUAUAUACAGUUAUUCUCAUAUAAAUAACUUUAUUGUAGAAAAAGAGAAAGAAAAUGGCAAUGUGAAACAUUUUGUCUUAGUUGAUACCAGACCUAAUAAAUCUUUUAGUGCAUUGCUAUCUAUUAAUGAAAAGGAAAAAGUAAAUAAUUUCAUCCCAUUUUCAAUUAAUAUACCUUAUCAUUAUUUUAUAAACAGUCAUAAUCAAAAUUUAAAAUAUUUCACAUUUAAAAAUGAAUUAGAAAUAAGGAAAAUAUGUGACAAAUAUGAACUAUUAAAUGAGGACAAGACUAUCAUAUCGACAUGUAACAAAGGUAUUAGUGCUUGUAUUUUACUAUUCCUUUUACAUAUGCUAAAUAAGCCACUCCCUAAGUUGAUACUAUACCAUGGAAGUUUCGUCGAUUACAAGUACCAUACAUAUUCCCUUUUGUAA
Molecule: messenger RNA, 1011 nt
Organism: Plasmodium gonderi
Lineage: Eukaryota; Apicomplexa; Aconoidasida; Haemosporida; Plasmodiidae
Product: rhodanese like protein
Exons: 1
Coding region: 1-1011 (336 amino acids)
Biological process (GO): transsulfuration
Cellular component (GO): mitochondrion
Molecular function (GO): thiosulfate-cyanide sulfurtransferase activity
Source: RefSeq, a predicted model, not a curated record